Phalacrocorax carbo (great cormorant) is the source of this 699-nucleotide messenger RNA. The record is from RefSeq and is a predicted model, not a curated record. Lineage: Eukaryota; Metazoa; Chordata; Aves; Suliformes; Phalacrocoracidae.
GUAGCGCGGGGUCAGGGUUGACGCCCCGCCCUCCUCGCGGGCAGCGAUGGCGGCGCCGUGCUGGGCCCUGGCCGGGCUCCGAGCAGGGCUCCGGCCGCGGCGGCUGCCGGCGGCGAGGCGGUGCAGCGGCGCCCCGUCGGCGGGAGCGCCGGGCGCGGGCACCCUCCCAGAGCAGACGGAGGAGCGGGCGGGCGCCGGCGCGGCGGCUCCCGGCCCCCGGCAGGUUCCUUCAGAGAAAUCGGAAUCCUUUGCAUCCAUGUUGAGACGCUCUCCUUUAAUUCAGAUGGGACCUGCCAAAGAUAAAAUUGCCAUUGGUCAAAUAUUCCAUGUUGUAGGUGAUGAUCUUUAUAUAGAUUUUGGUGGCAAGUUUCACUGCGUGUGCAAAAGACCAGAAGUAGAUGGAAAAAAAUAUCAGAGAGGAACGCGAGUACGCCUGAGACUGCUGGAUCUUGAACUCACGUCUAGGUUCUUGGGCGCAACAACUGAUACAACACUGCUGGAAGCUGAUGCGGUGCUUUUAGGGCUUGUGGAAAGCAAGCAAGCAAAGUAAAAGGAGGAAAUUUCAUGUAAAUAAAUGCACUUUGUGCUCUAUAGCAAAUUAUACAAAUGAAAUGUUUCCUCAGGAAAUAAAUGAAAAGUGUCUGUCUACUUGGUUAUGUAAAUGAGAUCAAUAAAAGACAAUAAGCACAUUGUACCUGA